UGUAGCUUAUUUAUACAAAUAUUUUUCUCUCUAUUGCUCUUCCCAAGAAAUUAUAUUCAUACAACCCUUUUCUUCCUACUUGAUCCUCACAUUCUCAAGGCCUAUAAUAGCAUAAAAUAGAAAUUAUUGAUCAAUAUAUAAUAUUCAAUCAGAAUGGCCAAUGUGGUGGAAGUGAAGGUUGGUUUACAUUGCGAUGAGUGUAUCAAGAAAAUUCUCAAGGCCAUCAAGAAAAUUGAAGAUAUCGAGACAUAUAAUGUCGACAAACAAUUGAACAAGGUCAUCGUUACCGGAAACGUCACCAAUGAAGAAGUGAUUGGAGUUCUUCAUAAGAUUGGCAAGAAUGCAACUGUGUGGGAAAAUGUUCAAGAAAAUGUUCAAUGUUGAAGUCACAAUUCCAUUACAAGUAACUAUACGUCUAUUAAGAUUUCUUUACCAUAAAAGAAACAUAUAGAACCAUGAAUGAUGCCAUGUCUUAUCAUUUAUGUAGAGUUUGUAGAAGCAUAGUUAUAUAUAAACUCAGUUUUGUAAUAUUGUCCUUUGAAUAAAACACAUAUUUGAUAGGAAGCAAUCGAUGAAAUGAGAGUUAUAUAUCAAAAUUUCAUUUAUGA
Messenger RNA from Medicago truncatula (barrel medic), 608 nucleotides. Its product is annotated as heavy metal-associated isoprenylated plant protein 33. Gene Ontology annotation, molecular function: metal ion binding. The coding region runs from base 154 to 384 and encodes 76 amino acids. Lineage: Eukaryota; Viridiplantae; Streptophyta; Magnoliopsida; Fabales; Fabaceae. The transcript has 3 exons. The record is from RefSeq and is a predicted model, not a curated record.